Messenger RNA from Wallemia mellicola CBS 633.66, 1569 nucleotides. RefSeq lists its product as hypothetical. Gene Ontology annotation, molecular function: DNA binding. The transcript has 8 exons. Bases 1 to 1527 code for a protein of 508 amino acids. Gene Ontology annotation, biological process: DNA replication; DNA strand elongation involved in DNA replication. The record is from RefSeq and is a predicted model, not a curated record. Gene Ontology annotation, cellular component: delta DNA polymerase complex. Lineage: Eukaryota; Fungi; Basidiomycota; Wallemiomycetes; Wallemiales; Wallemiaceae.
AUGACUAUCGAUGGAAUCCAUCCAUUAGAGGAUACUGAUUAUAAUGAAACGCGUAUAAAGUCAAACUACGACAAUCUUGAUGAACUGUCUUCUGCUUUCAAAGUAAAGCACACAAACCAAUCAUAUCAAGCACAAUUUGCUUCAUUAUAUUAUCUAAGGUUAGCUAAACUAAAGAAGCUCACUCAGAAGAGGUCUAUAGAUAAGUGGAGUGAAAUUCCGGGUCAAUCACAGAAGCCGAAGUUCUAUAGUAGAGUUUUAGAUGUUGAUCAGAAUCAGCUCUCGUAUGUUGUCGGUACGGUUUAUAUGGAUAUGAAGUUGAAACCAAACGUAUUGGAUGAUCUUGCUCGCAAUCACUGGGUUGCUGCUCCCGAGCCAACUGAAAAGAUAUACAGUAAUAAUGAUGAAUUGUGCUUGGAGGAUGAAAGUGGUAGAAUUAAGCUGGUUGGAGAGACAAUAUUAAAUUCGCAACUAGUAACCGGUGUCAUCAUUGGUGUCUUAGGAAUUGAAAAAGAUCCUGGAGAGUUCACCGUAAUAGACAUUUGUUAUCCUGGAAUACCACCCCAACCUAGUAAAGUUUCCUCAAUGGACAGCGAUAAAUCGCCUUUAGUCGCCCUCGUAUCUGGUCUUAAAAUAGGAUCACAAAACGCAGAUGAUGCAUUAUCGCGUCAAAUGUUGAUAGAUUUCCUUAGUGGACAACACGGUGGACCUUCUGAACAGAAACUUUCGUCGAGAAUUACGCGUUUGGUUAUCGCUGGAAACUGUAUGAGCUCACCGGUUGCGCACGUUGACGACAAAAAGCCUAAGCGAUUUGGCCAAGAUCAGGCAACAUUCACUUCCUUGCCAUCUAAAGAUUUUGACAACUUCUUGAUUGAACUUUCGGACCAUGUUGAGGUCGAUAUUCUGCCUGGAUCCGUCGAUCCAGCUGGUACGCUGUUGCCUCAACAACCAUUCCCUAAAGCUAUGUUCAAGGGUGCGUUCAACAGCUUUGAGCAAGGUGCAAUCAAUUGUCACACUAAUCCUACUUGGUUUUCUGUCGACGACACAAGAUUUUUGGUUUCAGGUGGUCAAACAUUAGACGAUUCAUUUAAGUACAUUAGAGGUCAAGAUAGAUUGGGUUUGGCCGUAGACAGUUUGAAAUGGCGUCACAUCGCUCCCACAGCGCCUGACACCCUCUGGUGUUAUCCAUUUACUGAUAGAGAUCCAUUCAUCCUAAGUGAAUGUCCUCAUGUAUUUGUCAACGGAAAUCAAGAUAGCUUUGCGUCAGAGCUUGUAGAUGGCUCAUUGUCGAUAGGCCCUGAAGGACAACAAACUCGUGUAGUCAAUCUGCCUGAAUUCACUGAGUCUAGCACAAUAGCGCUUGUCGAUUUGGAUACACUCAGCUGCGAAACUUAUAAAUUCAGCUCGGAUGAUCAAAACAUGAAUGGACAAGCUGCUCAAUCUAGUAUAGAGAGAUCAGCUAAUGGGAAGGUUGAGGAAGCUGAAGAUGAAGAUUUGAUACCAGAUGAAGAGUUUGAUGGAGAACUGUAACAAUUACAUUGAUAUGUAACUUAUUAUGAAUGCUGUAACCAC